Gloeophyllum trabeum ATCC 11539 is the source of this 354-nucleotide messenger RNA. RefSeq lists its product as uncharacterized. Lineage: Eukaryota; Fungi; Basidiomycota; Agaricomycetes; Gloeophyllales; Gloeophyllaceae. The annotation marks the transcript as partial. The transcript has a single exon. The record is from RefSeq and is a predicted model, not a curated record.
AUAGCAGCAGCCUCCAAGAUAUCCACUGGAGGGAUUCUAUACGAGGUACGUACCCGGGAAGGCGCUGAUUACUUACGACAGAACUCCGGCGCCUUCGAAGAACGGUAUCAUCCAACGGCGGUCAUUCGCGAUCGACAACCCUGCCCAGUCCUUGCCGAGUUCGUGCCCAUACAGUUUGACCCCGACCGCCCCGAUGACCUUCGCGAAAUCGAGGAAGUCAACGAAUACGAACCCAACUCAAUCACACGCGCCCGCUGGAUUCGCCCUAUCCACCGCCGAAAGCCCAACCAACGAGUUGCGCACGCCAUACUAUACUUCCGCGAUCCGCAAACGGCAAACAGCGCUAUUACUUCA